AUGGGCGACCUUCUCAACACCCCCGUCGUCAUUGACAAUGGCAGCGGCACCAUCAGAGCAGGUUACGCCGGCGAGGAUGCUCCGCGUUGCUUCUUCCCCUCAUACGUUGGUCGGCCAAAACAUACACGUGUGCUGGCGGGAGGUCUCGAAGGCGACAUCUUCAUUGGCAAUCGCGCGCAGGAGCUACGGGGUCUGCUCAAGAUACGCUAUCCGCUGGAGCAUGGCAUUGUCACCGACUGGGAGGACAUGGAGAAGAUCUGGCAGCACAUUUACGCAGAGAUGAACACACAAUCCGAGGACCACCCCGUGCUACUCACCSAGGCGCCCCUCAAUCCGCGUGCGAACCGAGAGACGGCAGCGGAGAUUCUGUUUGAGCGAUUCAAUGUCCCCGCUUUAUACACGUCCAUCCAGGCCGUGCUAUCACUCUACGCCUCGGGCCGUACUACAGGCAUCGUGCUGGACUCGGGCGAUGGUGUCUCGCAUGCUGUGCCCGUCUACGAGGGCUUUGCCAUUACGAAUAGCAUCCGCCGUAUUGACGUGGCCGGCCGCGAUGUCACCGAAUACAUGCAAUACCUGCUGCGGAAGGAGGGAAGCGUCUUCCACACCAGUGCCGAGAAGGAGAUCGUAAAGGCCAUCAAGGAGAAGGUUUCCUACGUUGCUCUCGAUCCUAAGAAGGAAGAGAAGGAGUGGCAGACUGCAAGCAGUCGAGGUGGGGAGAGCAAAGUGGCCGAGUACGUGUUACCAGACGGCAAGAAGCUCAGAGUGGGUCCAGAGCGGUUUAGAGCGGCCGAAAUCCUUUUUGACCCCGAGUUAAUUGGGGUGGAGUGGCCCGGUCUACACCAGAUCAUCGUCGACUCCAUCAAUCGCACCGACAUGGAUCUGCGCAAGAGCCUGUUUGGCAAUAUUGUGCUGUCGGGUGGGUCAACGAUGAUCAAGGGUUUUGGAGACAGGCUCCUGCACGAGGUGCAGCGACUGGCCCUCAAAGACACAAAGAUCAAGAUAUUUGCACCGCCGGAGCGGCUGUACAGUACAUGGAUUGGCGGCAGUAUCCUCGCGGGCCUGAGUACAUUCCGGAAGAUGUACGUGCGUGUUGACGAUUGGCAUGAGAAUCCAGAAAUCAUUCAUCAAAAGUUUGCGUAA
Messenger RNA from Ramularia collo-cygni, 1140 nucleotides. RefSeq names its product probable actin-71. Lineage: Eukaryota; Fungi; Ascomycota; Dothideomycetes; Mycosphaerellales; Mycosphaerellaceae. The transcript has 2 exons. Bases 1 to 1140 code for a protein of 379 amino acids. The record is from RefSeq and is a predicted model, not a curated record.